Messenger RNA from Saccharomycodes ludwigii, 4983 nucleotides. It is a transcript of the gene RPA190, whose product is annotated as DNA-directed RNA polymerase I core subunit RPA190. Bases 1 to 4983 code for a protein of 1660 amino acids. Gene Ontology annotation, cellular component: RNA polymerase I complex. Gene Ontology annotation, molecular function: DNA-directed RNA polymerase activity; DNA binding. The transcript has a single exon. Gene Ontology annotation, biological process: DNA-templated transcription. NCBI's taxonomy places the organism in Eukaryota, Fungi, Ascomycota, Saccharomycetes, Saccharomycodales, Saccharomycodaceae. The record is from RefSeq and is a predicted model, not a curated record.
AUGGAUAUUUCAAAACCUAUUGGUUCUGAAAUUACCUCUUUGGAUUUCAGUGUAUUGACAUCCCAAGAAAUUCGUAAUUUAUCCGCCAAGCAAAUUACAAAUCCAACUGUUUUAGAUAACUUGGGGCAUCCAAUUAAUGGUGGUUUAUACGAUUUAAGUUUAGGUGCCUUUUUACGUAACUUGUGUGCCACUUGUGGUUUGGAUGAAAACUAUUGUCCCGGUCACCAGGGUCACAUCGAAUUACCGGUUCCAUGUUACAACCCAUUGUUCUUUAACCAAUUAUAUAUUUAUUUACGUUCUUGUUGUUUAUAUUGUCACAAUUUCCGUUUAAGAAAGAUUGAAGUUCAUCGUUACGCUUGCCGGUUAAAAUUGCUGCAAUAUGGUUUGAUCGAUGAAUCGUAUAAACUAGAUGAACUCACCGUGGAUAAUAUGUCAUUUGCUGAAAAUGAUGAUGAUGAAGCCAUUGAAGAUAAUGGUGAUAAUACCUCUUCUUCACAUAACCAAAUCAGUGAAGCCAUUUUGGAUGAACUAAGAGCCAAACGUCAAGAAUUUGUAGAUGUUAGCAUUGCAAAAGCUUUAAGUGACGGCAGAACUUUUGAAACUGGUGUUUUCACUGCUACUGUUAAUGAUGAAAGAAAAAAUUUGAUCCACGAUUUUUACAAAAAGAUUUUAAGUAGACAAAAGUGUGAUAAUUGUGGUAUGUUUUCUCCAAAAUUCAGAAAAGAUGGAUUCACCAAGGUUUUCGAAACCGCAUUAACCGAUAAACAAAUCACCAAUAACAGAGUCAAAGGGUUAAUUCGUAAAGAUAUGAUUAAAAAGCAAAACCAAUCCAAGAAACUAAGUGGUGACGAAUCCAACACUUUGGAUGAUGAAAAUAUCCCGAUUAUGACCAAACCUAAAACUGGCUCUACCUAUAUCCUAAGUACUGAAGUCCGUAAUAUCUUGAGAGCCGUUUUCAAACGGGAACAACAAGUUCUACAAUAUAUCUUCUAUUCAAGACCAAAUUUGUCCAAAAAAUUGGUAAAGGCUGAUAUUUUUUUCAUGGAUGUAAUUAUCGUUCCCCCAACCAGGUUCCGUUUACCAUCUAAAUUGGGUGAUGAAGUUCAUGAAAAUGCCCAAAACCAAUUGUUGUCUAAAAUAUUGACCACUUCCUUGCUAAUUAGAGAUUUAAAUGAUGAAAUGAGCAAGUUGCAAAAAGAUGUUGUUUCUGUUGAUGAUAGAAGAAUUAUUUUCAAUAGAUUAAUGAACGCUUUUGUAACUAUCCAAAACGAUGUCAAUGCAUUCAUUGAUUCCACGAAAGCACAAAGUUCAGGAAGCAAUGGCCGAGUUCCUACUCCAGGUGUGAAGCAAGCUUUAGAGAAGAAGGAGGGUUUGUUUAGAAAGCACAUGAUGGGUAAGCGUGUUAACUAUGCUGCUCGGUCCGUUAUUUCUCCAGACCCAAAUAUUGAAACUAAUGAGAUUGGAUUACCACCUGUUUUUGCUAAAAAAUUAACUUAUCCAGAACCUGUUACUAGUUACAAUAUCGCUGAAUUGCGUCAAGCUGUGAUAAACGGUCCAGAAAAAUGGCCGGGUGCCACCCAAAUUCAAAAUGAAGAUGGCUCAUUGGUCUCUUUGGUUGGUAUGACUCUAGAGCAGCGUAAGGCCUUGGCAAAUCAAUUGUUGACUCCUUCUACUCAUAAUUUUAAUCACACUUUGAACAAGAAAGUUUACCGUCACAUUAAAAAUAGAGACAUCGUGAUUAUGAACAGACAACCAACUUUACAUAAGGCCUCUAUGAUGGGUCACAAAGUUAGAGUCUUGCCAUCGGAAAAAACUUUACGGUUGCAUUAUGCAAAUACCGGUGCCUACAAUGCUGAUUUUGAUGGUGACGAAAUGAACUUGCAUUUCCCACAAAAUGAAAACGCUAGAUCUGAGGCUUUGACUCUAGCAAAUACUGAUUCUCAAUAUUUAACUCCAACUAAUGGUUCGCCCGUAAGAGGUUUGAUCCAAGAUCAUAUUUCUGCAGGUGUUUGGUUGACCAAUAAGGAUAGUUUUUUCACUAGAGAGCAGUACCAGCAAUAUAUAUACAGCUGUAUUCGUCCAGAACAUGGACACGCUUCUAGAAAAAAAAUAGUUACUGUAACACCAGCUAUUAUUAAGCCCGUGCCUCUAUGGACUGGUAAGCAGAUAAUAACUACUGUUUUGCUAAAUGUCACUCCUCCUGACAUGCCGGGCAUAAACUUGAAGUCUAAAAAUAAAAUCAAAAACGAAUAUUGGGGCAAACACUCUCACGAAAAUGAAGUUAUUUUUAAGGAUGGCCAAUUACUAUGUGGUAUCUUGGAUAAAUCACAAUACGGUGCUUCUAAAUAUGGUAUUGUUCACUCUUUGCACGAAGUUUAUGGCCCUGCAACUGCUGCUAAGAUUUUAUCAGUUUUGGGUAGAUUAUUUACAAACUAUAUUACUUCUACAGCUUUCACUUGUGGUAUGGAUGAUUUACGUUUAACUCCCCAAGGUAACAAGUGGAGACGUGAUAUUUUAGCCACUUCAAAUGACACUGGUAGAAGCGCUGCUGCCGAAGUUACUAAUUUGGACAAGGACGUUGCUCAAGAUGAUCCAGAAUUGAAAAGACGUUUAGAGGAAAUUUUACGUGAUGAUAACAAACUGGCCAUUUUAGAUGCUAUUACCUCCAAUAAGGUCAACGGCAUUACUUCCAAAGUUGUUUCCAAGUGUGUUCCUGACGGGACCAUGAAAAAAUUCCCGGAAAACUCUAUGCAAGCGAUGGCUCUAUCUGGUGCUAAAGGUUCUAAUGUUAAUGUUUCCCAAAUUAUGUGUUUAUUAGGUCAACAAGCUUUAGAAGGUAGAAGGGUUCCUGUCAUGGUUAGUGGUAAAACUCUACCUUGUUUCAAACCAUUUGCAACUGAUGCAAUGGCUGGUGGCUAUAUUAAGGGUCGUUUCUAUUCCGGGAUCAAUCCCCAGGAGUAUUAUUUCCACUGUAUGGCUGGUCGUGAGGGUUUGAUUGACACUGCUGUGAAAACAUCCAGAUCCGGUUACUUACAACGUUGUUUAACCAAACAAUUAGAAGGUGUUCACGUCUCAUACGACAACACAGUUAGAGACGCUGACGGCACUUUAAUUCAGUUUAUGUAUGGUGGAGAUUCUGUUGACAUUACCAAAGAAUCACACUUGGUUGAGUUCAACUUUUGUGUUGAUAAUUACGAUUCCUUAUUGGUCAAGUAUAACCCUUCCGCCUUAGUGGAACACUUGAACGUUGAUUCUGCUAUCAAGUAUGCCAAGAAGGCUUUGAAAUAUAGAAAGAAGCAUAAGAAUGAACCACAUUACGAACAAACCGUCAAAUAUGAUCCAGUGUUAGCCAAAUACAACCCAGCUAAAUAUCUGGGCGCCGUCUCUGAAAACUUUCAGGAUAAAUUAGAAAACUUUAUUGAUAGCAAUUCGUCGUUGUUUAAAAAUAACAAAGGCAUAACUGAUAAGAAGUUUAAGGCUUUGAUGCAAUUGAAAUAUAUGCGUUCUUUAAUUAAUCCAGGUGAAUCUGUUGGUAUUAUUGCUUCACAAUCUAUUGGUGAACCAUCAACUCAAAUGACAUUGAAUACCUUCCAUUUUGCUGGUCAUGGUGCUGCAAAUGUUACAUUAGGUAUUCCUCGUCUAAGAGAAAUUGUAAUGACAGCAUCAGCUGCGAUUAAGACUCCGCAAAUGACAUUGCCUAUUUUAGAUGACGUUACUGAUGAUCAAGCUGAUGCUUACUGUAAAUCUGUUGCCAAAGUUUUAUUGUCAGAAGUUGUUGAUAACGUCACUGUCACUGAAACUGUCGGUUCGGCUACUUCUCGUUCCUAUGUUGUUCAUAUGAAUUUCUUUGACGAAGAGGAAUAUAAUGACGAAUAUGAUGUUGGUAAGAAACAAUUGGACACUGUUAUCAGUGAACGCUUUUUGGAUUUGUUAGAAUCGGCUAUAGUUAAAGAAAUUAGAAAACAAAAAAUAAAAACGAGUUUACCAGAUGAUAUUAACGUUGCUGUUCCAAAAUCGCAGUCAGCCUUGGGUGCAUAUGCUACCACUAUGGCUGAUGCUGCUGAUAACGAUGAAGAAGAGGCACGCAAGAAGGGUAAACAGGCCGUUUCUUAUGAUGAUCCAGAUGAAGACGAAAUAGACACUAUGAGACAGGCAGAAAAAUCGGAUGAUGAAGAUAUGUUGAAUUCAGAUACUGAAAAUUCAGGUCAGGACUCAGACUCAGACUCAGACUCAGACUCAGACAAAGAUGCCGAUGCCAUGGAUAUAGAUGAGAUUGAAACUGCGGCUACUGCUGCCCGUAAGAAUAUGACCAAAUCACAAUUGGACAGGCAAUCUUCCAUUAUCACUUCUCAUAAAUUUGUUACCAAGUAUCAAUUUGAUGAUGAUGCUGGUAAAUGGUGUGAAUUUAAAAUUGAGUUAUCUUCAGAUACCGAAAAAUUGUUAAUGGUUAAUAUCAUUGAAGCUAUAUGUCGUAUUUGUGUCAUAAGGGAAAUCCCACACAUUGGUCGCUGUAUUCAUCCUCAGCCAGAGGGUGGUAAGCGUGUUUUGGUCACUGAAGGUGUCAACUUUCAAGCGGUUUGGGACCAUGAUACAUUUAUUGAUGUCAAUGGUAUUAGAUCCAACGAUGUUGCUGCUGUGUUAAAAACUUAUGGUGUUGAAGCUGCCAGAAAUACUAUUGUCAAUGAAAUUAACAACGUUUUCUCUCGUUAUGCCAUUUCUGUUUCUUUCCGUCAUUUAGAUUUAAUCGCUGAUAUGAUGACAAGGCAAGGUUCCUAUUUGGCUUUUAAUAGACAAGGUAUGGAAUCAUCCACUUCUUCAUUGAUGAAAAUGUCUUAUGAAACUACUUGUCAAUUUUUAACUAAGGCCGUUUUGGACAAUGAUCGUGAAGAAUUGAAAAGUCCAUCUGCUAGGUUGGUUUUAGGUAAGCUAUCAGGUGUUGGUACUGGUUCUUUUGAUUUAUUAGCUAAACAAGUCAAUUUAUAA